Messenger RNA from Pestalotiopsis fici W106-1, 3429 nucleotides. RefSeq lists its product as uncharacterized. Gene Ontology annotation, molecular function: DNA-directed DNA polymerase activity; damaged DNA binding; deoxycytidyl transferase activity. Gene Ontology annotation, cellular component: nucleus. Gene Ontology annotation, biological process: error-prone translesion synthesis; error-free translesion synthesis. Lineage: Eukaryota; Fungi; Ascomycota; Sordariomycetes; Amphisphaeriales; Sporocadaceae. The transcript has a single exon. Bases 1 to 3429 code for a protein of 1142 amino acids. The record is from RefSeq and is a predicted model, not a curated record.
AUGGGCAGCCGGCUGGAGAAGAACUCCAAGGAGGUGCGGAAACGCAUCGAGAACCACUCCUUCACCGAUGAAGCUGGCGAUGAGUAUGAGCCGAGUGCCUUUGGAGGCUUUCCAGAGUACUUUCGCCGCAAGAAGAUUAAACUUCAAAACCUCGACUCGGAGAUACGAGCUGCUGCCAACAAGCCUCAGAUCUUCAAAGGUAUCGUGGCUCAUGUGACUGGUUACACACAACCGCCACUACAUGUCCUCCACAAAGAACUGGUAGAACAUGGAGCGGGCUUCAUCCAGUAUCUAGAUUCCAAAACCAUGGCAACACACAUCAUAGCUUCUACUUUACCGCCAAAGAAGAUGGUCGAGUUCAAUAAAUAUAGAAUCGUCAAACCCGCCUGGGUGACUGAUUCUAUCCAGGCAGGAAAGCUGCUGCCUUGGUCAGAUUACAGAGUCAUUGAAGAGACUCCUCGACAGAAAACCAUCAAAUUCACAGGAGGCAUGAUGUCUACACAAUCAAAUACGCAGCAAUCGCCUCUUAGAUAUCGGGAGCAGACCGACAACAGCUUCUACACCAGUCAGUUGAAGGGCUUCGCCGAAGCUAUUGAUGGGAAGCCUACCAAAAGUCAAUCGCCUGCCGCGACAACAGCCUUCGUUGGGGCCUGUGAAAGUAGUCCUCUCGUGGACCGAGAAACAAGACGUCUUUCAUUUGACAUGAACAUGAUCGAAGCACCUGCGGACAUAGAAGCAAUGGAGACUUCUCACCUCGAAACAGUGCAGAAGCAGGAUCGUGAUGAUGCUCUCAUGUCAAAACCAUCUAUACUGCAACCACCUGAUAAGCCACUAGAAGAGAUGACAUCCGAAGAACACAACGCCCUGCUACUCCAAGACCCACGAAUGCGGAAAUCUUCGACAGCAAAUCCAGAUUUCAUUCAACAGUACUACUCAGAAAGCCGUCUCCACCACCUGUCAACUUGGAAAGCCGAUCUCAAGUCGAGGAUGCAGAGGCUCGCAGCCGAAAGGGGAACACAAGAAAAACCGAUUAGGAGAAAGCCAGGGUCCAGACGUUAUAUCAUGCAUGUCGACUUUGACAGCUUCUUCUGCGCUAUCUCUCUCAAAAGUGCCCCGGAAUUCGUUACCAAGCCCGCCGUUGUGGCUCAUGGCAACGGAACUGGGUCCGAAAUUGCAAGCUGCAAUUAUCCGGCACGGGAAUUCGGCGUAAAGAAUGGCAUGUGGAUGAAGCGGGCCAAGGAGUUGUGUCCCGACCUCAAAGUGUUGCCAUAUGACUUUCCGGCAUAUGAAGAAGCCAGCAAGCUAUUUUAUGAGGCAAUAUUAGAUGUCGGCGGUGUCGUGCAGAGUGUCAGUAUCGAUGAGGCUCUGGUGGACGUGACCCAAGUCAUUUUCAAUGCCGUUGGCUCCAAAGGAGAUGGCAUCGAUGAAGGCAGCAUUUGGAGGGAGCAAGAGAAAGCUGACAGCAUUGCCCGAGACCUUAGGCAAAAAAUCAAGAUCAAAACAGGCUGCGCUGUCUCUGUAGGAAUUGGGGGGAAUAUCCUGCUUGCCAAGGUUGCGCUGCGAAAGGCCAAGCCGGCUGGGCAAUUUCAAUUGAAACCAGAAGCUGUGUUAUCAUUUCUGGCAGAACUCCAGGUUGACAAACUCCCCGGAGUGGCGUAUAGCAUCGCAGGUAAACUGGAAGAAAUCGGAAUCAAGUAUGUCAAGGACAUACGAGAAGUUUCCAAGGAACGACUCAUUACUACGCUUGGCCCAAAGACGGGAGAAAAGCUAUGGGAAUACGCACGUGGGAUCGAUCGCACCGAGGUUGGCGACCAACCUAUACGAAAAUCUGUGUCAGCCGAGGUCAAUUGGGGCAUACGGUUCAUCAACCAAGAAGAAGCGGAAGAAUUUGUUUUGAAUCUUUGCAAGGAAUUGGAAAAGCGGCUUCUAAAUGAACAAGUCAAAGGCAAACAGUUGACCAUGAAGAUCAUGAGACGUUCGCUCGACGCACCACUGGAUCCUCCAAAGCACCUUGGUCAUGGAAAGUGCGAUACAUUCAACAAAAGCACAUUAUUUGGCGUUUCCACCAACGAUCAUAAGCUUAUUGGAAAAGAGGCUAUAUCCAUCCUGCGUUCCUACAGAUUCAGCCCCGGCGAUUUGCGCGGGCUUGGUGUUCAACUCACGAGACUGGAGCCUAUCAAGAUCUCGACGCCUGGCGGGCUCGAGAGCAGUCAGAAGAAACUGAGCUUUGGUGCUUUCAAAAGCCCAGCGCCAGUCAGGAAACCUGCGGAAGAUCCCAUUCAAGAGGUUGCUGGCCCGCUGAGGCCGAGUCCAACCCAGGGCCGCGCUGAAACGGAGGAUCCCAUUACGGACGGGCCUCUGACUCCACGAAAAGCAAAACCCAAUACCUCACAUCCGGCACUCGCUAUUUCAAAGGCCAAUGAGCAUGACGCAAAAGCCAACACACCUCUCAACAUUGGUGGAACGCAAUUUGUCCUGCCAGCGAAUGCCGACCCAGCGGUACUGGCUGAAUUACCUCCGGAUAUACGGAACAAGUUGCUGGCGCAGGCGAAAUCGAAGCCAAAGCCAUCGGCAGCGGUCGAAUCUCCACCUGCUCCUCGAUCAAGAACGGAAAGCCCUGCAUUAGUUGAUGAAAUACCGCCCGAUAUCGACCCGGAAGUUUUCAAUGCGCUGCCGGAUGACAUGAAAGCCGAAGUACUAGCCUCUUACAAAAGGCCAAGACCUGCUCAACAACUCCUGCCACAGUCUCCGCGAAAGGAUCGCAUCAUUAAGCCCAUGAAGAAGACAACGCCAACAAAGAAGCGCGUUCCGGGGAUUUUUGCUAGGGCUCGAGAACGGCAUGCCGACGCACAGAACAAGGUUGUCCAGACCAGUCUCGCCUUCAACGCUGGCGAAGAAGCAGGUCUCAGUGAUGUUGAUGAGCUAGACCAAGAUUUUCUAGCCGAGCUCCCAGAGUCGGUGCGGAAAGAAGUGAUUGCCGACUUUCGGCGCAGAAAGGCACAGCGCUCUGGACUGGACCUGAAGAUUUCGCACAAGCGCCAACGAGAGGCCGAUAGCGAUGAGGCGCUUCAGGGAGGGCAGACAAAGCUGCAGUUUAAUGCGCGGCCAAGCAAGAUCGCCUUUACCAAUGCCGGAUUGACCUCGCUGUCUGAUAUUCGGGAUAUGCUCAAUGUUUGGCACAAGGAAACGGCAGCCGAGGGCCCCCAUAGGCGAGAUGUCGAGAUGCUGGAAAAGUAUCUGGCUAGAGUCGUCCUCGAGGAGAAGGAUAUGGACAAGGCAACGAAACUCGUCCAGUGGUUGGAUUAUCUGGUCGAAGAGAACGAGGCCGAGUCCCGCGGCAAGACAAAAUGGCUCGCUGUGGUACAAGGCAUCAAGGCCGAGGUACAGAAUGCGGUGAAGCAGCGCGGCCUGGGCCCCUUGGAUAUAUAG